AGAUAACAUGACGAUGCUUGUACACUUCGUCACAUCUUCAAGAAAAAUGGAGCAAAAACUGUUGUAUUUCAGUAAUAAAAACAGUCUUACUCUAUAGGCCUAAAUAGAAAAAAAUGUUUUUACAAAAUUAACUUAAUUUAGAAUGGGGAGUUUUAGUGAGAUCGUGUAAAAAAGUACAGUACGGGGCAGUGAGGGAUCUUGUCUGAAAGUUAUGUAAUGGGUACAAAGAGGUUCGGGUUUUGUCUGUAGUGAAACCUAGUUCGGGGGCUGUGUAGCGGACGAUGUGGCAGGCUUCAGCUACAACAACACGAGCGCAGCAGACAUUCCGCACUCGGCUUUAGUGCAUUGUCAGAAUUCCAUGGCGAACGUGACACUGAUUAAACAAGUUGUGUGGACAAGCAGCAGGUGGUAGGUGUGCUGCGCCAGAUGGAGAGGUUUCUGAAGGGCCAGGAGCUGAGGUUUAACGAAGCCUUCCGCAUUAUGAAGUCCAAAAUGGCGCUACUCCACAACUCUGUGUCCAAGCUUCCUCAGGCUGACCAAUCAGCUGCUCCCUCCAUCUGCCCCCCUCUAGAAGACCCUGUCAAUGGCAGGAAGUUUGGCUCAAAGUACUUAGAGGGUCAUGAGGUCCAUUUCACCUGUUCCCAUGGUUACCAUCUGGUUGGCACAGGAACACGUGUGUGCCAGGAGAAUAGCAGCUGGAGUGGAGCCAACGCCAUCUGUACAGAUGUGAAUGAGUGCUCCAGUGCCCCCUGCCUUAAUGGAGGGACAUGUGUGGAUUGGCGGGCCCAGUACAGGUGCACCUGUCCACAGAACUGGAGUGGGUCACGCUGCCAGCACCAGACCCAGACGGUGGUACCCAGGCACUCGCAGGCCCAUAGGAUGAAGGCUAAGCUCCCUCUCCUUUCGCGUCCAGCGCUGCCAGAAUGGAGCGUGAUGGAUGACCCGGCAUUCAGCCGCCGGCCGCGCUGUACCAAAGUGGACCGCGCCCAGCACUGCAGCUGCGACGCAGGAUUCCACAUGAGUGGGACCUCCGACAGCAGUAUCUGCCAGGAUGUGAAUGAAUGUGAGGUGUUUCGGCUGGACCAGGGGGGGAAGCUGUGUGCUCAUGCGUGUGUGAACGUACCCGGGUCCUACCAAUGCUCCUGCCCCCGCGGCUACAAGCUGCUCUCCGACUCGCGCAGCUGUGAGGGGUUGUGCUCUUCAGAUGUGGACGAGUGUCUGUCCCAGCAGCAUAACUGUUCCAGAGGGACCACCUGCAUCAACACGGGCGGAGGCUUCCAGUGUGUCAACCCUGAGUGUCCACAUUCCCAUGGCAAUGUGAGCUACAUCAAGACGUCUCCAUUUCAGUGUGAGAGGAAUCCUUGCCCCAUGGAGAGUCGUUCCUGCCAUCUCGCCCCCAAGACCAUCUCCUUCCACUUUCUGCCCCUACCCUCCACCCUCCAGACGCCUGCCACGCUGUUCCGUAUGGCCACCGCCGCCCCGCCCAGCCCUCCCUCCCCUGGGCGCUCCGGCCCAGACAGCCUGCGCUUUGGCAUUGUCGGGGGAAACCCGCGGGGCCUGUUUGUAAUGCAGCGCUCUGAUAGGCAGACGGGAGAGCUGAUCCUAGUCCAACCAAUACGGGGUCCACAGGAGGUCAGCGUGGAGGUGGACAUGGCAGAGUACUCAGACAGAGUCUUCCAGGCCAAACACCUAGCCAGGGUCACCCUGCUGGUGUCACCUUACAACUUCUGAGGAGAGGAGGAAUGAGGGGAGGGGAGAAGGAAUACAGAGGAGGAGAGGAGGGAAGGAGAGUAAUGAG
This is a messenger RNA of Hypomesus transpacificus, 1798 nucleotides long. RefSeq names its product fibulin-7. The record is from RefSeq and is a predicted model, not a curated record. Lineage: Eukaryota; Metazoa; Chordata; Actinopteri; Osmeriformes; Osmeridae. The transcript is spliced from 8 exons. Gene Ontology annotation, molecular function: calcium ion binding. The coding region runs from base 427 to 1731 and encodes 434 amino acids.